AUGUGGAAGCAGUUUGAUGCUGUGCUUCAACUGCCUACAUGUUCUUAUCAGGCUGCUAAAGAUUAUAAUGAUUUUUCUACCUUAAUUAAACUAAUGCAGUUUCUUAUGGGUUUAGAUGAUGUCUAUCAACCUGUAAGAACAAACUUGUUAACUAGAGAGCCAUUACCUUCAGUCAAAGUUGCCUUUUCAGUUGUGUCCAGAGAAGAAUCACAUAGAAAUGCUAGUACAGGAACAAAAAAUCAAAAUGUGUCUUUUGUAUCAAAUGCUAAUCAAUCUGUAGAGCAAAAAAAGAAGGUGUUUAGAGGUCCUAAUCCUAACCUUAAGUGUACUCACUGUAAUAUGCUUGGUCAUACAGUUGAUAGAUGUUUUGAGUUGGUUGGGUACCCUCCAGAGUUCAAAAAGAAGUCUGGAGGUCAGGUUGGGAAAUAUUUUUCAAAUAACAAAUCAAAUGUGUCUUCUGUACCUUCUGUAUCUCCUUUUUCUUCAGAACAGGUUGCAAAACUUUUGAGUCUUGUGGGUGAAAAAACUAGUAGUGAUCCUCAGAGUUCUAAUAUGGGAGGUGAGUCUAGUUAUGUUUUUAAUUCCUUAGGCAGUUUUGUAUGUUGUUCUAGCUUAAUUAAUUUUGGUUUUGAUUAUAAUUGGAUUGUUGAUUCUGGUGCUAACCAGCACAUGGUCAAAACUGAUAAAGAUAUGUUUGAUUGUAUUGAUGUAUCUGAGUAUGACUUAACUGUGUCUCAUCCAAAUGGAACUAAAGCUAAAGUGUCUAAAACUGGUAGUAUAAAACUUGCUAAUUGGGUCAUUCGGAAUGAUGUGUUUUUUGUUCCUGAUUACAGUGUUAAUAUUUUGUCUGUGAAUAAAUUGUCUAAAGAUAGUAAAAUCACUGUAGUUUUUAAUGAAAACACUUGUUUACUUCCGGAUUCGAAAUCAGGGAGAAUCCUGGUGACUGGUAAACAGGAUAAUGGGCUAUACUUUGUAAAUAAAGAUGGUAAUUCUGUUAAUUUGUGUUUUAACAGUCUGAACAACGGUGAUCUGUGGCAUAAUAGGUUAGGGCAUCCUGCUGACCAGAUCUUGUCGAUUUUAAAAGGUGAAUUAGGUGUUGCUGAUGUUGUUAAACAUCCAUGUGAAACUUGUCAUAGGGCCAAACAAGUUAGGGUUCCUUUUCCAUUAAGUGAACAUAAAACAAAAAAUGUAGGUGAUAUCAUUCAUUUAGAUGUUUGGGGACCAUAUAAGGUUACUAGUAGAGAUGGAUUCAAAUACUUUUUAACUGUAGUUGAUGAUUAUUCUCGAACUGUUUGUAUUGAAACAUUAACCACUAAUCCUAUAAGUCCCAAUGAUGAAGAGGGGAGUCAUGAAUCUCAUGAGGUUACUGGUGAUGAUCAGCAACCAAUCCCCUCUACAUCUGCCACUUCAAGUAAUGUUGAACAUCAACAUUCCAGAAUUGGAGAUGAAAGUAGUAGUAGUGAAGGAUCUGGUAGGGCAGAGGACACUAGUACUUCAAAUGAUGAGAUCAACCCAUCUGAGGGAACUAGUUCUACUCUUAGGAGAUCAAAUAGAAAUGUUGUUUUGCCAAAAAGAUUUGAAAAUUUUGUGCUAAAUAGUAUGGUUAAGUAUAGUUUGGAUAAAGUUGUCAAUUAUUCAUGCUUGUCUGUUGAUAAUCUGUGCUUUACUACUUCAUUAAAUAAAACAACUGAGCCUUCUAGUUAUGAGGAAGUAGCUAAUGAUCCCAGGUGGGUAGAGGUAAUGAACAAAGAAAUGGAAGCUUUAGGGUUAAAUAUAAGUCUAGUGGAGAAGUAG
Molecule: messenger RNA, 1794 nt
Organism: Helianthus annuus (common sunflower)
Lineage: Eukaryota; Viridiplantae; Streptophyta; Magnoliopsida; Asterales; Asteraceae
Exons: 2
Coding region: 1-1794 (597 amino acids)
Molecular function (GO): nucleic acid binding
Source: RefSeq, a predicted model, not a curated record